Hevea brasiliensis (rubber tree) is the source of this 1110-nucleotide messenger RNA. RefSeq lists its product as uncharacterized. Lineage: Eukaryota; Viridiplantae; Streptophyta; Magnoliopsida; Malpighiales; Euphorbiaceae. The transcript has 4 exons. The record is from RefSeq and is a predicted model, not a curated record. The coding region runs from base 1 to 1110 and encodes 369 amino acids.
AUGAAAGCUAAGCAGGAAGGGCAAAUCCAAGGCCUUCUUUUGAACAGACAUUCUCCUAUCAUAACUAAUGCUGUAUUUGCAGAUGAUACUCUUCUUUUUGGGAGGGCUAGCCGUCAUGAGGCUUCAAAACUUAAAGAGAUCAUAUCUAGUUACACAGAAGCUACUGGACAAAGGGUAAACUUCCUAAAAUCAAGCAUUUAUUUCAGCAAGAAAACUCCUGUGGUUUUAAGGCAACUUAAUAGCUUGGUUUUUAAUUUUUGGUGGGGAAGAAAGGAUAAGGAGAAAAAGUUACAAUUGAUAAGUUGGAAGGAUGCUACGAACAGAAAAGAUAAAGGAGGCAUGGGGUUUAAGGACUUCAAGCUCUUUAAUCUGGCUUCAAGCCCCUUCCUCCAAAAAGCAAAGCUCUUGGGUUUGGAAAAGCCUUCUGAAAGGAAGAAAUAUGUUGAAGGCAGGCAUCAACACAAUGUAGGCGAUGGAAGGGAUACUCUCAUUUGGUAUGAUCCUUGGGUCCCUCAUGUGCAGGAUUUCAAAGUCCAACGGCCCUCUCAUUGUCCUUUAGAUAUUAAUCAUGGCUUUGAUUUAAUUGAUCAUGACAAUCUGCAAUGGAAGAAUGAAUUAGUGGUUCAUUAUUUGAAGAAGAGGUUUGGAGCAUACUCAGUUCGAUCAGGCUAUCGCUUUUUACUAGACAAGGCCAAUCAAUCUAUUAUUCAUAGCCCCAGCAACUCACUUUCCAUUCCACAGCAUAUUUGGAAGAAGUUAUGGAAUCUCCCUCUGCAGCCUAAGAUAAAAGUUUUUGUGUGGAAAGCUUUGCUAAAUGCUUUGCCAGUGAAAGGAAAUUUGGCUCACAGAGGUAUCCCUAUUAAUUCCACUUGUCCUAUAUGCAAUGAAGAAACUAAAUCUAUAGAGCAUAUAAUGUUUUGGUGUAGUCAUGCAAGGGCCACGUGGUUUUCUAGCUGUUGUAACUAUAAGCCAGAUGCAAUUGGUUUUAAUUCUUUCACUCAAUGGUGGAUUGCUAUCACUCAAGCCUUUAGUAUUGAUGAUGAUUCUCUAUGUCUCAUAGCUAUUGUUUGUUGGAUAAUUCGGAAGCAGAGAAAUAUGGCAGUUUUUUAG